This is a messenger RNA of Paramormyrops kingsleyae, 2293 nucleotides long. It is a transcript of the gene asmt2, whose product is annotated as acetylserotonin O-methyltransferase 2. Gene Ontology annotation, molecular function: protein dimerization activity; O-methyltransferase activity. Lineage: Eukaryota; Metazoa; Chordata; Actinopteri; Osteoglossiformes; Mormyridae. The record is from RefSeq and is a predicted model, not a curated record.
GUUUUAAUGUGCAGUUUCCUUAAAUAUUCCCGAUCAUUUCAUAACGUUUUCUUCAACACAGCUUAUGCAUUUUAAUGUUAACAAGGGCAAUAUUGUUGAUUAUACUCAAGGACUGGGUACCAAUACAGUCCCGACGAAGUUUGCAGCUGUACAAAAUGUAAUCAAUGUUAAGCUUCUUCAUUUUCCAUCAGACUGAAAUACCGAUCCUGCAUAAUCAGGAAAGGACAGUUUCUUUUUAUUAUCCAUUCGUGCCGCAGAUUUUAAUAGCAUACAGGAAAAUCCUCUGGGCGAAAGUUUUAAUCCGGGAUAUAGUUAUACUUCCGGUUCAGAAAAGCAUAGUUUGUAACCUGGCAGGAAAAAAAUGACCUAAUCCAGUUUUGAUUUUUCUCUCUCGGAUCCACCGUAGAAAUCAGACUGCCUCACACUGGUGGGCUGUGGUUAAACCCCCGAGCGCCAUCCCCCGUCCCCGGAUCGCGAGGGAGACGCGCAACGCGACUGAGCCCGCUGCAGACUCGCUUAUAUAUUUAUGAGAACAUACAACGGCUGGUAGCUUUCAAGGCACUUACACGUCUCUUACAGAAAUUAAUGUGAGCAGGGAUCUUUAUUAAAGGCACUGUAACUAACAGCGAGGGUGAGUCACGGGGCUUCAAACUUAACACCAUGCGCUAACCAGCAAUUAUUUAGAAACCAAACUCUAAGUAAAUGUUUGCAUUAAAAUCAUAUAAACGUGCGAAGUAUACGACGCGUUUGCUUUAUUAACAUCUGUAUUCAAAGAGGGUUAAAUGCUUUAUCAAAAUGCACGUCAAGUCUUACUGCAUUUUCACAUUAAGCCGCUGUUUGUUUCCCCGCAUUCUUUAUUUCCCAGUCAGUUUUGGGAUCAAAGCCACCGUCAGCCUGUCCUGCUCUCUCUGGCCCUGCAGGCCUGACUGUCAUGGCAGGCCGUCUGUCUGAGAGUGAGCUGCACUACCCUUCCAGGCUGCUGGAGUAUCUCAACGGCUUCAGAGUUUCAAAGGUGAUCUUCUCUGCCUGUGAGCUGGGGGUCUUUGACCUUUUGGCGCAAUCCCAGAAGCCUUUGAGUGCAGAGGCUGUGGCCCAGGAGCUGCGCAUUAGCGCAGACGGUGCUGAGAGGCUGCUGGAUGCACUGGUGGGCAUUGGCCUCCUCGAGGUGGAAGCCGCGGAGCGUGAAGCCCUGUACAGCGCUACAGAGCUGUCCAACACCUACCUGACCAGGACGGGGGGCAAGUCGCUCCACGGCAUGACUGUUUACCUCUCCCAGACCGUCUACCCGCUCUGGGGGAAUCUGACCGAGACCAUCAGGGAGGGGAAGAAUCAGAAUGAGAAAACCUUUGGCAUUCCAUCCGAAGACAUUUUCAAAGCCAUAUACAGGUCCGAUGAAGAGAUGCUGAAGUUCAUGGGCCUAAUGAACUCUACCUGGGCCAUCGAUGGGCAUGAUGUAGUGACCGCAUUCGACCUUUCGCCCUUUAAAACGGUUGUCGACCUUGGAGGCUGCGGGGGGGCCUUAGCUCGGGAGCUGUCCCGGGAAUACCCCUCGGCCGACGUAUCCGUGCUGGAUGUGCCCAGGGUAGUGCAAGCGGCCAAGCAGCACUUUUCACAGACGGACGACACCAUCCGCUUUGUGGAAGGUGACUUCUUCUCCGGAGAGAUUCCGCCAUCAGACCUGUACAUCCUGGCACGGAUUAUCCACGACUGGAAAGAGGGAAAGGCUCUUCAGCUGCUGCAGAAGGUCCACCGGAGCUGCAGGCCGGGUGGGGGAGUCCUGAUCGUCGAGGCCCUGCUGUUUGAGAACAGAAGAGGCCCCAUUACAGCGCAGAUCUUCUCCCUCAACAUGAUGGUGCAGACGCAGGGGAGAGAGUGCCCCCCGUCUCACUAUCGCCACCUGCUGUCUGCUGCAGGCUUCCGCAACGUCCAGGUGCACAGGACAGGAAAGUCGUACGAUGCCAUACUGGGGACCAAAUGAGUCUCCAGUUAUGUGUUGUAGGCACUGGGCCCCAGUUGAUUUACCAUGAAAGUGGGCUUAUCCAUACUCUCUUAGAAAGGAUUGGGGGGCGUCUCAACGACUCCAGAGGCUAUUCCAGGGCCUCUGGGAUUUACCCCAUCCCAUAAUUUCCUGGGACAGUUCCCCAGGGGCUAUUGGUUACUGUGGCCACACCUUUCUAUUGACGUGAGGAUUUCAUGUUUGCUAAACCCUGCAGUCCAGUAUGUUAAAAAAGGAUCUAAGAAAACUGUGUCUCAGUAUGAACACCAGCUGAGAAAUAAACCGGAACAAAGAUGA